AAAAAAACUUAAGGGAGAAAGAGAGAGAGAGAGAGAACACAAACGAUACAGAAGAGAAGCGAAGGUCGCAAUAGAGAAACAACAACGCCGCGCACAGAGAUUUUUCCCGGCGAAACGAGAGCAAUACAGAGAGAGAGAGAGAGAGAGAGAUUUAGUGAGAAGCUUUCUCUAGGGUUUUCUUCUCGAUUUCUCUUCCUUUGACCUCGAUCUAAUUCCCUCUUCGUUCCUCGAUAAAUUAUUCACCUUCUUUCUCUUCGUUCAUUCGUAUCUCUCUUAGCUCCAUUCUAGGGUUCUUGAUCCGUUUCUUUUAGGUUUCGUUAUCUUCCCGGGUUGGUGAGUUUAGUCCGGUGUGUUGGGAGAAAUUGGCGAACUUUAGCGGUGAGGUUCUGAAGCAAAAGCAUGAGUAUUGAUUUCCCCGGGAAAGGGGGAAAUUAGGGGGAAGUGUUUUUGGUUACUGAGAAAUUUGGAUUGGUGUUUCCUCCAUGAGCGAUGGGGGUGUCGCAUGCAUGCCUCUACUGAAUAUCAUGGAAAAGCUUCCAAUUGUGGAGAAGAAGACGACUCUUUGUGGAGGCAAUGAAAGCAAGAGUGCUGCUACUUCGGACAAUGGUCACACAUCUAUCUCAACUAAGGUUCCGGAGUCUCAGCCAGCUGAUGAUAAUAAUAAACCUUCAGCGUCUCAGCCAGUUAAGAAGAAGAGAAUUGUUAAGGUAAUUCGUAAAGUUGUUAAGAGGAGGCUCAAACAGCCGCAGAAACAAGGAGAGGUUCUGUCGAAAGAACAGACGACGCAGGUAGUGCAACUCCCUGUGGAGUCACAGUUGCAGCCGAAAGAGCAGGAGGUGAAGAGUGAAUUUAAAGGAGGAACUAGUAGUGAGAAUAAAGAAGUUGAGAACGGUGGAGAUUCUGGGUUUAAGGAUGAAGUGGAAGAGGGUGAAUUAGGUACGUUGAAGCCUCCUGGGGAUUUGGAGAAUGGUGAAAUCUCGCCAGUAAGGUCAUUGCAGAGGAGUGAGAUCGAAAAGGGCGAGAUUAUUGGGGAGACUUGGAAGAAAGAUGAACCUUCCAAGGGUGAGUUCAGUUAUCUAAAAUAUCAUAAAGGGUAUGUGGAGAGAAGGGAUUUUUCCGCAGAUAAGAACUGGAAAGGAGAUAAGGAAGAAAGAGACUUCAGAUCAUGGAGAGAUCCCAGUGAUGAAAUUGAAAAAGGGGAAUUCAUCCCAGACAGAUGGCAAAAAAUGGAUGAUCAUAGUUACGCCAGAUCUCGUAGGAAUGGAGUAGACAGAGAGAAAGCGUGGAAAUAUGAAUAUGAUUAUGAACGUACCCCGCCUGGUGGAAGAUUUGCAAAUGAAGAUAUCUACCACCGGAGAGACUUCAGAAGUGGGUAUGACAGGGCUACAAGAAUCAGUUCUAAAAUUGUUAUAGAGGAAAAUUUACACAAGAGUGAAUACAACAAUCCCAGUAAUCUUGUAAAGGAGUACUCUUCUACUGUGAACAGAUUGAAGCGACAUGGAGCUGAACCAGAUAGCGUUGAGCGCAAACACUCCUAUGCUGAUUAUGGGGAUUAUGGGAGCUCUAAAUGUAGAAAACUUUCAGAUGAUUGUUCUCGCUCUCUUCACUCAGACCACUACUCACGGCAUUCUGCUGAGAGGCCGUACAGAGAUUCAUAUUCAUCAAAAACUUCCCCUCUGGAUAAGUAUCCUAGAAAGCAUCAAGACGGACCUUUCCCUACCAAGGCCUUUUCAGACAGGCAUGGACACAGCCCUGCACGAUCUGAUUGGGACCCACAUGACCGGUCUAGGUACUAUGAACACCGGGAUAGAAGUCCAGUCCAUCGAGAGAGAUCACCAUAUGCUCGGGAGAGAUCACCGUACAUCUUUGAGAAGUCUGCACAUGCUCGUAAAAGGUCUCCUCGUGACCGCCGUCACCAUGAUUAUAGAAGAAGUCCAAGCUAUUCUGAGUGGUCACCUCAUGAUCGCUCAAGGCCCAGUGACCGCAGAGACUGUACUCCUAACUAUAUGGAAGAUACCCAGAGUGACCGUAACAGGCGUAACGGGCAAAGGGAAAUAAGCAGGAAAAGUGGAGUACGGGAGAGGAGGGAUUUUCAGACUGGUACGGAGCUUGAUAAUAAGCACAAAUAUAAGGAUUCUAAUGGAAAAGAGUUCCACUCAUCAAGCAAAGAAUUGCAAGGUAAAAAUAUUCUCUACAACAAUAAUCCCGUGGUUGAGAAAAAUUCCGUCUGUGAUUCAUCCAAAAUUCCAAGUCCAUGUGCAAUGGGAAAAGAGCCUGUGCAAGUUGGUGAAGCCUCUACUGUAGAGUUGCCAUCAAUGGAGGUAGAUAUGUCUGAUCAUAUGGUUAAACAUUCAGAUAAUAAUAGGUGGGUCACUAUUGAAAAUGCAACAUCUCCUGUGGUCAACAUGAAUUUUCCAUCAGUCGUGUCAGAUGCAGUGACACAGCUCGUCAAUCCUCCUGAAGCUCCUGGUAAUUUAUUAGAAGACAUUGCAGAUACUACAGAAGCAGUGUGUAUUGAGCAAGAAGUUGGAGAUUCCUUGCCUGAAUCAGUGUCCGUACCAGAAGCUAAUGAAUUUUUAGUAGAGCAUGGUGAAGAUUUCCAGAUUGAUAAGAGGAUUGCAAAUCUCUUGGAGGGUUAUACUAUCAUUCCUGGCAAAGAACUUGAGACACUUGGAGAAGCUCUGGAGGUGAAAGUUGAGUUUGAAGAGACCAAAGGAUGUGUGACAUCUGAAGGUAUCACCUGGCGUCACUAUCAAGAGGCAAAUAAAUGGGAUCUGGUGGAUGAAGAGUUGUUGGGAUGUUCAGAGCCCAUGAAAAGGGGGAUCGAAGAAUAUAAGUCAGACGAUGUUUAUGGUUCUGAGAGUGAUGAGAUAGGCAGCUGGUUUUCGGGUCGUUGGUCUUGCAAAGGCGGGGACUGGAUAAGACAAGAUGAAACUUCUCAAGAUAGAUAUUACAAAAAGAAAAUUGUUCUGAAUGAUGGUUUCCCAUUAUGCCUGAUGCAGAAAUCCGGCUAUGAGGAUCCUCGAUGGCAUCACAAGGAUGACUUGUAUUAUCCUCUCAGUAGCUCUAGGCUUGAACUUCCCCUGUGGACUUUUUCUGGCGUAGAUGAGAGAAUUCAGGCGAGAGGAGUAAAAGCUAGUUUUCUGUCCGUUGUUAGGCUGAACUCUUUGGUUGUUAAUGACCAAGUUCCACCAGUUCCUGAUCCCCGAGUAAAAGUUCGUGGUAAGGAGCGGUGCACUUCAAGGCCUGCUCGUCCAUCCCCUGCGUCUAGUGAUUCAAAGAGGGAAUCAGUCGAAAGUCAUUCAACAGCUUGCAAUGGUCAAGAUUCGGAGGGACUUUGGAGAACUGACACAUCUGUUAACACUCCUAUGGAUCGGCUGUAUACGGUCGAUGAUUUGCAAUUGCAUAUGGGUGAUUGGUUCUACACGGAUGGGGCUGGGCAAGAACAAGGACCUCUGCCAUUUUUGGGGCUCCAGAUAUUGGUGGAUAAAGGUUUCAUUAAGAGCCACAGCAGUGUCUUCAGGAAAUCUGAUAAAAUCUGGGUCCCUGUUACUUCUAUCACAAAAACUCCUGAAACCAUUGCCAAGCUUCGGGGAAAAACCCCAGCUCUUCCUUCAGAUUGUCAAGGCCUAGAGACACAGGGUUUCAAGCGUUCUGAAAUGGACACAAGUCUAAACUCGUUCCAUGGUAUGCACCCUCAGUUUCUUGGUUAUUUCCGUGGGAAACUUCAUCAAUUGGUUAUGAAAACAUUCAAGAGUCGGGAUUUUUCGGCUGCCAUAAACGAUGUUUUAGACUCUUGGAUCCAUACAAGACAGCCUAAGAAAGAGAGUGAAAAGUACAUGUACCAAUCUUCAGAAUUUGAUUCUUGCUAUACGAAAAGAGCUCGCUUGAUGGCUGGUGAAAGUGGAGAAAAUUUUGAAACGGAAGAUACACAAAUAUUUCAGAAGGAUGAGUUGACAUUUGAGGAUUUAUGCGGGGACGUUGCCUUCCAUGUUGAAGGAAAUGGAUCCCCUGGCACUGUGGGGAUUUACUGGGGUCUGUUGGAUGGCGGUGCAUUAGCACGGGUGUUUCAUUUGUUGAGAUAUGAUGUAAAAUCACUUGCAUUUGCUUCCAUGACUUGUAGACAUUGGAAGGCCACUAUUAAUUCAUACAAAGAUAUUUCAAGACUAGUUGACUUAUCUUCUUUGGGUCCCAACUGCACAGAUUCUAGGCUCAGGAGUAUCAUGAACACUUACAAUAAGGAGAAGAUAGACUCGAUAAUUCUGGUUGGUUGUACAAACGUGACUGCCAGCAUGCUUGAGGAAAUUCUUCAUUCAUUUCCCCGUAUAUCUUCUGUAGACAUCACAGGCUGCCCCCAGUUUGGAGAUUUGACAGUGAAUUAUACAAAAGUAAGUUGGCUCAGAGGCGAGAAUACUCGAUCAGGUGAAUUGCAUUCCAGGAUAAGGAGUCUGAAGCAGACAACAGAUAUUGCUAAAUCUAAGGGAAUAGGGGGCGAUACAGAUGAUUUUGGUAACCUUAAGGAUUACUUUGAUCGAGUAGAAAAGCGAGAUUCAGCCAAUCAGUUAUUCCGAAGAAGCUUAUACAAACGCUCAAAAUUGUAUGAUGCAAGGAGAUCAUCAGCGAUACUAUCCAGGGAUGCUCGUAUCAGGCGAUGGGCAAUUAAAAAGUCAGAACAUGGGUAUAAGCGAGUGGAGGAAUUCCUUGCUUCAAGUCUUAGGAGCAUCAUGAAGCAGAAUACUUUUGACUUCUUUGCUUUGAAGGUUUCUCAAAUCGAGGAAAAAAUGAAAAAUGGUUACUACGUUAGUCAUGGAUUGAGAUCUGUCAAGGAGGAUAUCAGCCGGAUGUGCAGGGAAGCAAUUAAGGGUAGGAAUCGAGGGGGCUCGAAAGACAUGAACCGAAUCAUCACACUGUUUAUUCAACUUGCCACGCGUUUGGAAGAGGUCUCUAUGGUUACUUCUUCAUAUGGAAGAGAUGAACUAAUGAAGUCAUGGCAAGAUGGCUCAGGGCUUUCAUCAGCCUCUAAGUACAACAAGAAGUUGAGCAAAACAGUAACUGAAAAGAAGUACAUGAGCAGGACUGGUGACACAUUUGGUGUAAAUGGUGCUUCAGAGUAUGGAGAAUAUGCAUCUGACCGAGAAAUCAAAAGGCGCUUGUCUAAAUUAAAUCGUAAAUCCUUUAGUUCAGGUAGUGAAACAUCUUCUGAACUCUCUGACAAUGGCAAGAGUGACAAUUAUAGCUCAGCUUCGGCUUCAGAAAGUGAAUCGGACAUCCGUUCAGAAGGUCGAUCACAGGACUUGCGCGUCGAAAGAUACUUCACAGCAGAUGAAUCCUUUGAUUCUGUGACCGAAGAGCGUGAAUGGGGUGCACGUAUGACCAAAGCUAGUCUUGUACCACCCGUUACUAGGAAAUAUGAAGUGAUUGAAAAGUAUGCAAUUGUCGCGGAUGAGGAAGAAGUGCAACGUAAGAUGCGGGUUUCUUUGCCAGAGGAUUAUGGUGAGAAGCUUAAUGCACAAAGAAAUGGCAUUGAAGAGUUAGAUAUGGAACUUCCUGAAGUUAAGGAGUAUAAACCAAGAAAGAGUCUUGGCGAUGAGGUUUUAGAGCAAGAGGUUUAUGGAAUCGAUCCUUAUACCCAUAACCUCUUACUUGAUUCAAUGCCCGGAGAUUUGGACUGGUCACUGCAGGAUAAACAUUCAUUUGUAGAAGAUGUUAUCUUACGUACCCUGAACAGGCAAGUUCGGCUGUUUACUGGAUCUGGAAACACCCCUAUGGUAUUCCCUUUAAGGCCUGUGAUUGAAGAGCUCAAAGAGAGUGCUCGUGAAGAGUGUGAUAUACGAACGCUGAAGAUGUGUCAAGGCGUUUUAAAGGAAAUAGAAAGUCGUUCUGAUGAUAAAUAUGUUUCUUAUCGGAAGGGCCUCGGUGUUGUGUGCAACAAAAAAGGUGGUUUUGGAGAAGAAGAUUUUGUUGUUGAAUUUCUUGGAGAGGUUUAUCCUGUUUGGAAGUGGUUUGAGAAGCAAGAUGGGAUUCGUUCCUUACAGGAAAACAAAACUGAUCCUGCACCAGAGUUCUACAAUAUAUAUCUCGAGAGACCAAAGGGUGACGCCGAUGGAUAUGAUUUAGUUGUUGUUGAUGCCAUGCACAAGGCUAACUAUGCAAGUCGAAUUUGUCACUCUUGCCGACCGAAUUGUGAAGCUAAGGUUACUGCAGUGGAUGGACACUACCAGAUUGGUAUCUAUUCUGUACGUUCUAUUGAAUAUGGCGAGGAGAUAACUUUCGAUUAUAAUUCUGUAACUGAGAGUAAGGAAGAAUAUGAAGCGUCUGUUUGCUUGUGUGGUAGCCAAGUAUGCCGUGGAAGCUACUUGAAUCUCACUGGUGAAGGUGCAUUUCAGAAGGUAUUGAAGGAUUGGCAUGGUCUGUUGGAUCGACACAGACUGAUGCUGGAAGCUUGUAUACUGAAUUCAGUUUCAGAAGAAGAUUAUCUUGAGUUGGGAAGAGCUGGACUGGGAAGUUGUUUGCUGGGUGGGUUACCAGAUUGGGUGAUUGCAUAUUCUGCUCGUCUGGUGCGGUUCAUCAAUUUCGAGAGAACAAAGCUUCCCGAGGAAAUUCUUAAGCACAAUCUAGAAGAAAAGAGGAAAUACUUUUCAGAUAUACACCUUGAUGUUGAGAAAAGUGAUGCUGAGGUUCAGGCUGAGGGUGUCUACAAUCAGAGGCUCCAAAAUUUGGCAGUUACACUUGACAAGGUAAGAUAUGUUAUGAGACAUGUGUUUGGGGAUCCCAAGAACGCCCCUCCUCCGCUUGAGAGGCUCGCUCCUGAAGAAACAGUCUCUUUUAUUUGGAACGGGGAUGGCUCCUUAGUUGAUGAGCUUCUUCAGAGCUUGUCACCACACGUGGAAGAAGGCAUUCUUAAUGAACUCAGAUCCAAAAUUCAUGCCCAUGAUCCAUCUGGAUCUGCUGAUGUCCUAAAGGAACUUCAGAGAUCGUUACUUUGGUUGAGAGAUGAGAUCCGAGAUCUCCCAUGUACAUACAAGUGUCGGAAUGAUGCCGCAGCUGAUUUAAUUCACAUAUAUGCUUAUACAAAGUGCUUUUUCAAAGUUCGGGAAUACAAGUCCUUUAUCUCUUCUCCUGUACACAUAAGUCCGUUAGAUUUGGGGGCGAAGUAUGCUGACAAGUUAGGUGCAAGUAUCAAGGAGUACAGGAAGACUUAUGGCGAGAAUUAUUGUCUUGGGCAGCUAAUUUACUGGUACAACCAGACAAAUACUGACCCAGAUCUUACAUUGGUGAGAGCAACCAGAGGUUGCUUGUCUUUACCCGAUGUCGCUUCCUUCUAUGCAAAGGCCCAGAAACCAUCGAAGCAUCGUGUUUAUGGCCCAAAGAUGGUGAAAACUAUGGUUUCACAGAUGUCUAAGCAACCUCAAAGACCGUGGCCAAAGGAUAAAAUAUGGACGUUCAAAAGCGCCCCAAGAGUAUUUGGAAGCCCGAUGUUCGAUGCUGUCCUUAAUAAUAACUCAUCACUUGAUAGAGAACUGUUGCAGUGGCUAAGAAAUAGACGGCAGGUCUUCCAAGCGACAUGGGAUAGUUAGGUAAAAAUCUUCUCUUUAAUUUAGCAAGUUGCCCUUUUGGGAAAGCGAGUAAUCAGGGCAACACAUAGUUACUAUAAAUAGUCUCUUAUCCAUGACCAAAGCCAUUCACUUCAAAGGUCCUCAGCUUUCCCCUCAUUCUUGUGUAUAGCUUUGCCGUAUAUGUGAUUUUGGAAAUUGAUAAUAACUUUGGGUUAGGGCCAUCAUUAUAUUCCUGGUAGAUUAGGCUCACAUAAUUUUCAGAGAGGAGAAUCAUUUGACUAGGGUCUCUUCUGUUUUUUCUUUUUUGUUACCUUAUAUUAAUAAAUAGUUAAUCUAUUCGUGUU
Messenger RNA from Camelina sativa (false flax), 7900 nucleotides. NCBI's taxonomy places the organism in Eukaryota, Viridiplantae, Streptophyta, Magnoliopsida, Brassicales, Brassicaceae. The record is from RefSeq and is a predicted model, not a curated record.